UGUUGACGCGCAACUACCAUGUUGUUCGCAGAAGUCCGAUACUACCUCUCUGAAUCUUUCCCCACGAAAAAGUAUCAAGAACUCAGAAAAGAACUCGAUCAGAAUGGUGCAAAAUGUGUCGAUUCACUAACGAACUGCACGCACGUUAUUACCGACUCCUCCGUGUUUGAAGGGUACAAGGAAGCUGGUGAGAAUAUGGUUGUGGUCUCGGAUUUAUGGGCUACACGUUCGAUCACGCUGGGCAAGCUACAAGAUCCUGCGUUUUACUCAGCAGAUCCGGGAAUGAUAUUUUCCGGCAUUAUUGCAUGCGCUACAAAUUUGUUACCAGUUGACUUGGAAGUCCUUUCUGCUGGUAUAGUUGCUCUUGGUGGUCAAUGGCGGAGGCAGUACACCAAGGACGCUACACACUUGUUUACGCUUCACGAUGGUUCUAUCGAUUAUCAGAAUGCGAUGGAAUUUCAGGCAGAGAGUGGUAUGAAGAUUGUUACCCCUCAUUGGUUCGAUGACUCAGUCAAACUGGGAGUACGAAAUCUGGACACAUCACCGUACGAGUGGCCGGAUCCGCUGGUGCUCAAGCGGGGAAAGCAGAAGCAACAAGAAGUCGUGAAGAAAGUGAAAAGUUCGGAUCCAGCUAAGGAGGCGCUGUUCAAGACAGCUGCAUGGGAUUCUGACUCUGAUAUUCCAAAUACAUCCGGAAAUGCAGUGUACGGAGGGCGGCGGGUUUUGUUGAGUAGGACGCUGGAACUUGGAGACAGAAUAGUGGCAGUCGAGAGUGGUAUCAGGAGAGCCGGCGGUAAAGUGGUCAAGCACAAGAAGAUGGAAGACGAACUGGUAAAAGUUGACGAAUGUGACAUUUUCAUAACUAGAUUUCGUGGUGGUGCAGGAUAUUUCAAAGCCGUGAAAACAGGAAAGACGAUAGGGACUCUGCAAUGGCUUUUUCACGUACAAUCCACAGGAGUCUUGACCCGACCGCUAGAUCAGUUGCUUCAUUAUCCGUACCCUUCCAAACCUAUUGAAAAUUUUACCAGCCACCAAAUCACGAUAUCGAAUUAUACAGGAGAAGCUCGUGAAUAUCUCAAGCGGCUCAUUGCUGCUAUGGGUGCCCAAUUCACCCCAACGAUGUCAAAUCGCAACACAGUGCUUGUAGCCGCUGAAGUGCACAACGGGGCUAAAGCAGAACGAGCACUCGCAUGGUCGAUUCCCAUCGUAAACCACCUUUGGUUGGAAGAUUGUUUUGUACAAUGGCGCAAUCUCACAACUGGACUGGAGAAAUAUCUGGCUCAUCCACCAGGAUUCGACUUCUACACCUGUCUAGGCCAGCGUGGGGUUUCAAAGGCAGUAGAGGAUUUAGAGGAAAUUGUAAAGGCAGAAGUCGAGGAGCAGGAAGCAGAACUGGUGGUCUUAGGCAAUGACGUUGCCAUUGGGAUACCUCCCGGAACGGAGAAUAGCGCAAGGGAUGCUACAGAAGUCGCAAAUUUCAUUGAACCUGGCCCCGUGGACGUCGAUGGGGGGGCGGCUGAUCAUGAUAUGGAUGUGGACGGACCCAUAACACCGAGAACAUCGCCAAUGAAACUUGCAAAAUCCCCUGCCUCGAAAUCUGCGUCGAAACAGACUAAGACUCUGUCAUCUCGUUCUCAUCGUAAGAAAGAACCAGAAGAAAAGGCUGCUGCGGAAGACGACGAACCUUUUGAGAAACGACUGUCCAAAGUCUACGGUCGAGCAACCCGAUCUCGAAAUUUGGUCAGUCAGGAAGACGACGGUCUAUCGAUGGAAGUAGAUCAAGAAAAAGAGAAUAAAGUUGCGCAGGUAGUGACCAGGAAAGCCUCUAACUCGGGGGUCAGCAAGGGAAAGGUGACACUUCUUGUUUCAAGCGACGAUGACAGUCCACUGUCCUCCCCGCCGCAGAAGAGGUUCCCACAUAGAAAGAAAAUUCAGAUCAUGUCGAAUGAAUGGAGGAGUGAAGAUGAGCUGUCGCCAGGGAAAUCGUCGUCAAAACACAACAAGGGCGAGGGAUCAAGUCGUAUCGGAAUCAGUGUCUCCCCUACGAGAAGCAUGGUUGACGUCGUUGUCCCUACACUCCAGUCCAUUACUUCGCCACCUGGUCAACGGUUGACGAAAAGCGAGAGCAUUCAUGUAGCCGCUAAAGAACAAGGAAAUCGGAAACGAAAUUCGAAAGCUUCGAUACCUCCGUCAUCUCCACCGGUUUCGUCCGCCACCACGAGGGUUAAACGGUCUGCAGCCACAAAAGCGACUGAAAAACUGCACAAUCAAGUUAUGCCAGACGUUUUGAGCUACCAGCAGCAGUUGAAGAAUUCGAAAACGAAGGGAGGAAGGAAAAGUUUGGGUGCUUUCUCUUUGGUAGACGAGCCGCAUAAUGUCCGUCGAGCAUCAAGGAUACAUUCCGCCGAAGAGGAGGGUGAAUCAGAAGUGGAUCCACCGUCUACGUCCGGCAAGCUGCAGAAGCAGAAAGGAAAAAGGAAGUUCAUCGAUGCAGAGGAUGAGGUGGAGCGAGGACUCGUGAAGUCGAAGAAAGGAAAGAAACUGGAAGUGGACGAUGAAGGAGAGGAAGGAAAUGUUACCACCGCUACGUAUCACGGUGGAAAGAGGAAAGCCGGGUCCAAAAUUGACAGGGAUAGAUUAGAUAAGGUCGAAGUUGAGGAAACUGACGCGGAAAUAUCAAGCAGACAGAAAAAGCGCAAGGUCGAGAUGAUGACAGAGAUCCGAAUGUUGACAACGCAGGUGACUUUGAGGGAUGAGGUCUCAAAGAUGUUGUUCAAGCUCGGGGUGAAGAUGGCAAUGGCCUCGAAGCCUUGGGAUUGCACUCAUUUGAUAGUGAAAUCCCUCGUACGCACAGAAAAGUUUCUGUGCGCAGUUGCUAUAGGAGCAUAUAUUGUUUCCGAAAAGUGGGCUAUUGAGUGUGCCAACGCGAGGAGAUUAUUACCGGAAGAAAAGUAUAUUCUUCAUGACCCAGAGGGAGAAGCUAAAUAUGAUAUGAACCUGAAGGUGUCUUUAGAACGUGCUCGGAAGAGUAAAGAAGAAAAGAAUAGACUGCUAGAACGACAUAUAUUCUAUGUCACUCAUAGGGUUCCUGCAGACGUUAAAAUGUUGAAGAACGUCGUCACAGCUUGCGGUGGACAGUUUACUUCGCAAACUCCAACCCCCCGAAUAAUUGAAAUCAGUCCUGCGAUGCGACAUGUGAUAUCGUGCCCCGAGGAUGCCAAUGUGUGGGGCCCGAUUGCUCAGAAAGGUCAUAAGAUCUAUACGCAGGAGUUACUUUUGACUGGGGUUUUGAGACAGGAAAUUGAGUGGGGAAACGAGAAAUGGAUGGUCGAGGGAAGUUUCUGA
This is a messenger RNA of Marasmius oreades (fairy-ring Marasmius), 3345 nucleotides long. RefSeq lists its product as uncharacterized. Bases 19 to 3345 code for a protein of 1108 amino acids. Gene Ontology annotation, biological process: double-strand break repair; DNA double-strand break attachment to nuclear envelope. The record is from RefSeq and is a predicted model, not a curated record. Lineage: Eukaryota; Fungi; Basidiomycota; Agaricomycetes; Agaricales; Marasmiaceae. Gene Ontology annotation, cellular component: Cul8-RING ubiquitin ligase complex; nucleus. The transcript is spliced from 10 exons.